UGCGUGACAAUGCGACAUUCGUUGCGAAAUUUUUUAAUAAGAGCAAAGCGCGUCGUCUGCAGCCGGCUGAAUCGUCACGAGCGCGCGCAUUCGCGCAAAUUCGCGUCAUUCGUUUGUAUAGUUGUACCGUAUUACCGCAUCAGUGAAGAACACAGCGGAAAGCAUCGUUAUUGGUAGGAUCACUGCCAUUGCUACAACGAAAACGACUGCUUGUCAUUGCGCGAUUUUUAUGUAAACGUAAAUCGCGACCGUUUCGUGAUGUCCGUAGCGAUCGCGAUCGAAAGAUUGGCAUUUCAUCGACAGCAAUAUUAUCAACGACGACUCAACAUCGGCACCGCCGCGCGGGCAAUGAGCAACAUGGCGGAUGAAUCAAAAGUUGCGUUCCGUUCGACUCUUGGCGGAUAAUGGUGAGCGGCGGCGGCGACGACGAGGACGACAACAACAACAACGAGAUUCGCCCGACGAGAUGCUGAGAUCCCGAUGACGCGAACAUUCGGCGAGUAUAAUGCGCGUGAAAUAACGAACGCGAAACGUCCCCGAUCGGCGGCAACAGCUAGGGAAAGAGCGAUUUGCGAGACGCGCCCGCGCCCGCCCGCGGCAUCAGCGGCCAUCGCCGAAUCCGGUUCCGCUCCAUCUCGAGUUUGAAUUCCGCAACGGUCGUAAUCCGAGUAAGUGUUGAACGUUCUCCUACUAUGUACAAAUCUCACAUAUAAUUGAAAGUGCGAGCGUUUGGCAAGCUGUGCGGAACAGCCGCGUUAAGUGUGUCGCGCGUGAAGAUUUUACGCGCGUAAAGAUUCGCGUAGGCAGAUCAUCGCGAGUAUACCAGACUUCGCCUAGUUGCCCACCCACUCUAACCCUUCUACGUGAUUUACUGCGUGCUGCGUACAUCGCAUUAAUUAAACGCUGUCAUUUGCAUCAACGUCGCGCUGAUGACAGAUCCACCUGAUUGGUAUAUAUUACUGCGCCGUACACCUGCAACUGGAUCACGAUGGAGGACGCGAACGAGGUCUUGGUAUGCGCAGCUGAAUUCAUAAAAGAUCGACUAUACUUUGUAACACUGAGAACAACAAUGAAACCAAAAAGUACUCCAAACACACACUACUUCAGUAUUGAUAAUGAGUUGAUAUAUGAAAAUUUUUAUGCUGAUUUUGGUCCCCUGAAUCUGGCCAUGCUGUAUAGAUACUGCCAAAAGGUUAACAAGAAGUUGAAGGGUAUAGCGCUUAGCAAGAAGAAACUUGUACAUUAUACAACAAUGGAUUCUGAGAAGAGAGUAAAUGCUGCAUUUCUCAUGGGGAGUUAUGCGAUAUUGUAUUGCAAACGUACAGCACAAGAAGCUUAUGAAUGUUUAACUAAAAGUCCGGAUAGUCCUUCGUUCAUUAUGUUUCGUGACGCCUCCGUUGGCCCACCAUGCUAUCAGAUAUCGUUAAGGGAUUGUCUAAGUGCUAUAUACAAGUGCCAUCGACUUGGUUUCUUUAAUUUUGAAGAUUUCUGUCUUAAAGAAUAUGAACAUUUUGAGAAAGUCGAGAAUGGAGAUUUGAACUGGAUUGUUCCUGGAAAGUUUAUCGCUUUCUGUGGUCCACAUGCAAGAUCUAAGAUGGAAGAUGGUUAUCCAUUGCAUGGUCCAGAAUCAUAUUUUACAUAUUUCCGCCGUAACAACGUAACAACAAUUAUACGGCUUAAUAAGAAGGUCUACGAUGCUUCGAGCUUCACCAAUGCAGGCUUCAGUCAUAAAGAUUUAUUUUUCAUGGACGGCUCGACACCAACAGACUCGAUAAUGCAUCAGUUUCUCAAAAUAGCGGAGAAUGCGAGCGGCGCGGUUGCUGUGCAUUGCAAGGCGGGUCUCGGAAGGACUGGUUCUCUCAUUGGUUGCUACAUUAUGAAGCAUUAUCACUUGACGGCCCACGAAACAAUCGCUUGGAUAAGGAUAUGUAGGCCAGGUUCUGUAAUCGGACACCAGCAACAGUGGCUAGAGAAAAAGGAGGCAUAUCUCCGAUCGUUGCUGAAGGAGCCGCUGCAACCCGAAAAUGGGAAUCCGGUGCACGAAUAUGGGAUAUACUCGAUAACUGGUAGACCAGGAGCAGCCCCCUUUCAAGGAAGUGUAAAGAGUCUAGUCGAAGACAAUAUGUCUGGGAUAAUGCAUCGUGUAGACGAAAUAAAAUUGGACGAUCCAGUACCGUCAGUAGCCGGGGCUAGUACCACAUCACGAUACAGUACGUUGACUCAAGGUGAUAAAUUGUGCAGAAUCAAAGCUAGAAGGAGAGGCAUAUCGUCAGCUCAAACUUCUCUUACUACAAGCACAGGAACGUCCACUGUCGCGCAUCCAUAUCUGGGACCUCUGUUACAAACCAGAAGUCAAAAGGGAGCCAUUAGUACUCUAGCUGGAACUAAGGACAGAGAUCUUACCAAAAGACUCCUGUCACGAUCCACCGCGACAACAGUCGUGAAAAGAAACAGUUGGUUGGUCAGCAGUAGCUGUGAUCCAUCUUCCUGCCGUAUUAGGUCUAAGCCGGCAACACAGAGCCAUAACAUCAACAACAAUACAACAACCACCAAUCCUGUCACAUCUUUAACCGUAUCAAAGACAGUGAGAAGGCCGAAACGUACUUCUUGCAUGGCUGCACAGGCCCAUGCCACAAACUCGUCUGCUAAUCAUUCGGUACCACAGCCACAACGCAUGAAUAUGAUCCUCAGAUCGGCAGACCGAGUUACCCGCUAUUCGCUCAGGCAUGCGCGCACAACAAAAAGUUAUAAAAGUGCAUUUAUCAGAUGACUAACCGAUAUUCCCAGUGGCGUUGGGGAGGACUGUCAGGUAACUGGAGCAUCUCACCAGCGCCGAAGAUCUCAUCGCUUAAACCCCGUCAUUCAGUAAAAAGCACUUCACACUUCAAUCCUUCUUCAACUUGAGCAAGUUUUGCCCAGGCUUUUAUAUCAUAAAUCGACGAAGGUCAAAUUAUAUAUAUAUAUAUAUAUAUCUACAGUUAUCAACUGCAUUAUUAUUAAAUAUGGUUUUGCCAUAUCUGCAUCAUGGGAUAUGAAUUUGUUGCAGUGAUAUCUAAAUAUGCAAGGGUCCUAUAAUUCGCGAAUUAUUGUGACAUAAAAGUUCUCAAAGAAAAAAGAAACAAAAGAGGAAGGGAGAAAAAAAGAAAAACGAAAUAAAAAACGAUCUUUACGAUUUUUGAACCCAAGCAAUAGUUUUUGAAAUAUAAGGAUUUAAAACUGGCGAAUCGGACUGUAUAAUUAGACAAUCGCUUGUUCCCUGAGUUGCGUGUAUGACAGUUUAGUGACUCAUGGAUAAAGCGACUAGUUAACCAAUUUUAUUGGUUGACCAAUUUUAAACAUUUGUAUUUCAAAAACUGUUGCUUGGAUUCAAGAAUCGUAAAAAACUUUGUUUCGUUUUUUGAAAACUUGUGCUACAAUAUCCUGAUUUGUGAAUUGUGGGACACUCUGUAUAGCUUACACAGCUUUUAAUUGUUCUUCCAUUUAUUAAAGUAUCGCGAUGCAUUGUUGAAUGUCUGCAAGAAAAGGGAAUCAGAUUUCUGUUACUAUCAUCUUUCCACUCUAACCCUCUGUUGGUCUCUGCUGGUCAGAAUAUAAGCACAUGUAGAUACGUAUUUUAAAAAUUAUUUCGAUUACAUAUAUGAUUUUCGUUUUUAAUCAUUUUUGUAAUUGCCAAGAUGUUUAUUUUACCCUCAUGUACCCUCUUUGCGACAUUUAUUAAUGAAUAUAUAUUUUAUGGUAAAGCAAGUUAAAAUAUACACUCCUUCAUAUAUAUUUUUUUAUCUUCUCGAAAAAAUUAAAAUUAAAAUACUCAUUGAUUAUUUUCACUAAUUAUUAUUGUUAAAUUUCUAAAGGAAUCGAUCUUUACUCCCUUAGAUGAAGAACAUUAAAAAGAAGGAGUGUAAUGUGAAUCCUGCAUAUUGCCUCAAAAUUGAAAUUUGUUACAUUUUUGUUAUAUUAAUAUUAUGCAAGUUUAUAUAUAUAUAUAUACACACACACACGCGCGUGCGCGCGUAUAUACCUGUAUUAUAUAUACACAUACUUUUAUUGUUGUAUGAAAGAAAUUAUUACAAGCCGGAAUUGGAUAGUUACAGCAAAAAAAGAUUUAUUUAGCAUUAUUAUGGUAUAGAGAAUGUAACAUAUUAGAAGAGCAUUAAUGGUUUCGUAACUGUUGGUUUAAAGCGAUGUUAAAGACCUCGAGACACUGUAAUUUAUAUGGCACUUGUUGAAAAGUUACUUUUGUUGCUUUGAAUUUGGACAAAUGCAUUAGAAAAUAAGACUUGCAAUUACCAGUGAAUAUGUGUUAUACGUGCAGUUUAUAUAUAAUUGAUACAACAUAUUUUUGCCGAAAUGUUAUUUGAUGGAAAAUAUAUCUCUAGUUAAUAUCUCUGUUAAGUCAUAAGGCGAAUAAUAUUUAUACAUAUACAUCUUUUAUUUAAUCUAGAAAUGAUAUAAAUUUUAAUUAUGAAAUGUAAAU
Linepithema humile (Argentine ant) is the source of this 4474-nucleotide messenger RNA. RefSeq names its product cell division cycle protein 14 (gene Cdc14). Gene Ontology annotation, cellular component: nucleolus; mitotic spindle; centrosome. Gene Ontology annotation, molecular function: protein serine/threonine phosphatase activity; protein tyrosine phosphatase activity; protein tyrosine/serine/threonine phosphatase activity. NCBI's taxonomy places the organism in Eukaryota, Metazoa, Arthropoda, Insecta, Hymenoptera, Formicidae. Gene Ontology annotation, biological process: regulation of exit from mitosis; positive regulation of cytokinesis; microtubule cytoskeleton organization. The record is from RefSeq and is a predicted model, not a curated record.